AUGGUGGACUAUUACUUUGAUAAAGGAGCAGCAGUUAUUAUGCCGAAACUUGCUGAAGAGCAUCCAUCACGUGAAAUGUCAAAAGAAGCAAAGCAGAAAUUUGUUCUUGGUGUUAUUGCUAUGAUUAAACCGGCUAGUAAAGUAUUGCAUAUAACAUUCCCGAUUAGACGUGAAGAUGGAACAUUUGAAAUGAUUGAAGCUUGGAGAGCACAACAUUGUGAACAUCGAACACCAACAAAAGGUGGUAUACGUUAUGCACAAAAUGUUGGCGAAGAUGAG
Molecule: messenger RNA, 279 nt
Organism: Acanthocheilonema viteae
Lineage: Eukaryota; Metazoa; Nematoda; Chromadorea; Rhabditida; Onchocercidae
Source: the annotation of a GenBank genome assembly